CAAGCGGCAGCCCCCAGCACCAGCUCGAGCCCAGAGCUUCCAACACCAAAAACUAGACUCUCCUCAGAUGGAGCAACCACAACCCGCGCCCGGGUCUCUGACCUGGCGCCUGAGCUCACACCCAAUCACACUCCUGACCUUCUUGGGAUUUCGAGUUUCCAGUCUGCUUGUCUACCUCUUCGGCCUCCUCUUCACUGAUAACCUUGUCAUGAUCUUCAUCAUCACCAUCCUCCUCCUUGCUGCCGACUUCUACUACCUCAAGAAUAUUGCCGGCCGCCGGCUGGUCGGGCUGCGCUGGUGGAACGAGGUGGACCCGUCGACGGGCGACUCACACUGGGUGUUUGAGAGCAGCGAGCCCGGCACCAAGGUCAUCAACCCAACCGACAGCCGCUUUUUCUGGUUGGCCAUCUACAUCCAGCCGGUAUUCUGGAUCCUGCUUGCGAUCGUGGCUUUCUUGACGUUCAAGUUCAUCUGGUUGCCGCUUGUUGCUAUUGCACUCGUCUUGACAAUAACAAACACUCUUGCCUUUUCGCGAUGUGACAAGUUCAGCCAGGCAUCGAAUCUGGCGGGCAGCGCAUUUAGCGGCGGUAACCUGGCCGGGAGUAUUGCGAGCAACAUGGUCGGGAGGUUCUUUUCGAGGUAAAGAGAUGGCCGCGAAAAUGUACAACCCAGCCGCGACCCCUGAUGUGCUUUCGGCGCUCUCUUGGGGGGAAAAUGUGGCGAGAGAACAGCACGAUGACAGCAGGACUGAAACCGGUAAUCGAUGCACCAAGGAUGCAGGUGGGGGUGCUGCAGUGUAUGAUUACGAGUGCUAGGGAUCUGGCGUUUAUCCGGGCAGAGAAGGACUUCAGAAUCGGUUGUUUGCUUGCACAUCUCGUUGCAAACACGCGUCGUGAACAGCUCUGCGAAGAAGGAUGCAGUAACGUUCUGGUCAACCUCUGAGAGAGAUAGCCGGGGGUCCCCCCCUCCCCCCCCCC
Molecule: messenger RNA, 977 nt
Organism: Thermothelomyces thermophilus ATCC 42464
Lineage: Eukaryota; Fungi; Ascomycota; Sordariomycetes; Sordariales; Chaetomiaceae
Exons: 4
Coding region: 68-643 (191 amino acids)
Biological process (GO): protein secretion; vesicle-mediated transport
Cellular component (GO): Golgi membrane
Source: RefSeq, a predicted model, not a curated record